Molecule: messenger RNA, 3564 nt
Organism: Thyridium curvatum
Lineage: Eukaryota; Fungi; Ascomycota; Sordariomycetes; Thyridiales; Thyridiaceae
Exons: 2
Coding region: 1-3564 (1187 amino acids)
Biological process (GO): DNA-templated transcription; regulation of DNA-templated transcription
Cellular component (GO): nucleus
Molecular function (GO): zinc ion binding; DNA-binding transcription factor activity, RNA polymerase II-specific; DNA binding
Source: RefSeq, a predicted model, not a curated record
AUGGCCGAAUCAUCGCAGCGCACUCGGUGUCGGGUGGCCACAACGUGUGUGCAAACGUCUCUGAGUCCGCCUCGGAAGCACUUCCUCGGCCGCUCGCCUCGAUCAAGGGAGGCUAUCAUCCUAGAAGCAAGACCCUCGUCUUGCACCAUCCUUGGUACCAUCCUUGGUACGAGAUUUGUCACUGCGGACAGCCUAAAAAAAAAAGAACCGUUGCCUGUGUUCCUUGCAGCAUUGUCCACACGGCCGCCUACAGCGUGUUCUCGUUUCCGUGCAGGGGCAAGACUUCGUUACCUGGCAAACUCGUGUCGUCCUGUCCCCCCCCCUCCUACCACUCUCCCCCCCAAGAGGGCAAACCCUGAGAGAUCUCUUCGAGCGGGGUCAGUCAUAGACCCAACAACCGUCAAGAUUUCAAACCCACUCAGUAUCAAAGAAAUCAUCUCUCCGCCCGAGAACUCGGGCACCGAUGAGUACACUUAUCAGCUAGUAUCAGAGGUCUACACAACCAACAAGCGGAAAUACUCGGCCACCCUCUCAGCCCAGCCCAAGCCGCCAGAGCCCGUCCGUCCAGCAUUACCGGACUCCAUCUCUCGCCCUCGCGUGGCGAUACCGAGGCUCAAGCCCAGAACGCCCUUGAGGUCCGCCCGCCCUGAGCCAGCUGGAUGUGGUCAGGCUCCCCAGAGGACAUCCAAGGGGCCAGAGCCUCCUCCUCCUCCGCCUGCUGAGCCUGCGUUACCAGACGAGGCUCAACGCUCGAUCCCGCCGCCCAGCUCAAACGCAGACAAGGCACCUCCGCCAUCUGGCGACAUUCGACCGCGGGCUAGCAAAGAAGGAUCGGACCAGGAAGCUGCUGCAGCCGUGGCACCGGAGGUCUCACGGUCGGAAAGGUCGGAAAGGUCAGAGUCUACUGAUGAUUAUGACUGCCAGUCUGCCGAGUCUGCCGUGAUGGGCAAGCGAGCCGGCAAGAACCAGCCGCCGCUGCGCUCCAGCGUUGCGUGUCUGCGGUGCCGCAGGUCCAAGAUCAAGUGCACGAACGAAGGCCAGGGCGCGCCGUGCCAUACCUGCAUCAGGUCGGGCGCCAGCUGUCUCUACCCGGACGCCCAGAGCAAGAUCAGCAAGCGGGAUGGCCCGGCGGCCAUUGCGGAAAGAGUCGAGGAGGAACAGCGGCGGGCCAAGUUGAUCCACCGCGGCGUCCUCGAGGGGAGGAGGCAGAAGAGGAAACUCGGUGAAGAGGCCCGGUCUGACAAUUAUGAGACUGCCUCCAAGUUUGCCAAUACAGUUCUCAGCGCGGGCUUCCUCAGCGAGCAAAUCUGGAAUGAGGUGUUUGAGAUUUAUCGUUUGCAUUUCGCGACCGAGCUUCCCUUCAUACACAUGCCGACACUGAGGGAACGCAUCGCUCACAAGGGCAGCGAUCAAGAAGAGCCGGGCAAGUCGACCGAGAACCUGAAUCUCGUCCUUCUAGGGAUCCUGACCCUGACUGCUCGGUUCCACAAGAACAUGGUCAGCUAUGUGGUACAUUUUGCCAGCUCCAUGGAGCAGAAGGGAAGGCUGCAGGACAUCAACCCGAAACGGGAUCCGGAUGCGGCUUCUGAGUUCUAUGCGGAUGUCCUCAUGAGAGCUCUUGGUCCCCUGAGGACGAGCAUGGCGGUAGCAUCGGUGGAGAGGGUUCAAGCCUUUCUCAUGCUCGGACUCUACGAAUGGGGUAGAGCUCGGCCGAAUAAGGGCGGUCUCGGAGCUUGGAUGUAUGUCGGGGUGGCUAUCAGGAUGGCUCAGGCUCUAGGCCUCUGUUUUGAGGGCAUGGAACCGCAGGGGGCAAACUCGGGGGCGGGAAGGCUUCCGCCAGCCCAGAGCCCUGCGACGCAAUCAGAGCUGGUAGUGCGGCGAGAGGUCAAGCGGCGAACCAUGUUCAGCUGCCUUAUUUUGGACCGUAUGCUGGCGUGUGGCAAGGAGAGGGUGUCUACGAUACGGUCGGAAGACCUGCACAUAAAACUCCCUUGCUCCGAGCUCUCGUUUGACAUGGCGGAGGAAAGUCGCACCGGGUUCCUCAGAUUCGGUCCCGCCCACUGGAGGGCCGGAGAUUAUCAAGAAAGCCUCCUCUCGAGGUUCAUACGACUGGUCGAUCUCUGGGGCGAGAUCUCAACGUACAGCUUCUCGGGCGGUCGCCUGCAGGACCACCAGAACCCGCCGUGGGAGGAGUCGCAGUUUCGAAGGCUGCGCCUGCGGCUGCAGGAGUUUCUCCAGACUCUCGCGCGCCCGUUCACGUUCUCAAGGACCAACUACCACAAGCAUGUGAGCCAGCAUGCGUCUGGCACCUACGUCGCCUUGCACAUGCUCAGCGCCGUCUGUCAGAUCAUGCUCCACCGAGAGUACAUCCCUUUCAUCCCCAUGCAGUGCCCGGGCCCGGUCGGCCCUCUCGACGAGCCGAAAUUCCGCGAAGAACAGCCCGGCUUCUGGAGAGAGAGCGCCGAGCAAGUGUUCAAGGCGGCCCGGCAGAUUGUGGAGUUGAUCGACGUGUGCAAACCGGGCGACCGGCUCCCCAUGUCUUCGCUGAACCUCUUCGCGAUCUGGACCGCCGCCUUCGUCGGCAUCUACGCUUGGCAUUUCCCACACAUGGACACAGAGCACCACAUGCUGAGCCGGGUCAUAACUCCCGAUGCCGAUAUCACACAGUCCGGUCCCACCUCGGUCGCCCUCGACGCGAUGAAGACCCUCGCCACGACGCUGAACAUGGCCUCGACGUAUGUGGCCUACUUCAAGGACAUGGACAGCUACUACACGAGAGUCAAGCACGACUACCAACAGCACUUAUCCGAGACGCGUCGCGGCGCAGGAAACCUCGGGCCGCUGUCCAGGCGGGACACAUCCGGAGGUCUGGAGGAGUGGAAACGCAGAAACGGCAAGGUUGUGAACAACGGCACGAUCCUGGGCGAGGACGAGGACGAGGAGGCUUCCAACGGCACGCCGAACGGAGUCACGCUGGACGAUGCCAUGCAGGCAGAAGGCGGAGGACCCUCCCGAACGGAGCCGGGACUGACGUCCGACGGAGGAUCCUCCGUCUCCGCCUCGGCCGUCCACUCCGCAACGUUCCCGACCGGGUCUACGGUCCACUCACCUCCGGACGCCAUGGAAGCAGAUGCCGACCGAUCUCUCGGGUGGGCGCGGCAGGCGCAGCUGGACCGCGAGCGCGAGAUGCGCCAGGCGUUUCUCUCCCAGCAGCAACAGUCCCAGCAGCAGCCGCAGCAGCCACAGCAGCCGCAGCCGCAGCCGCAGCCGCAAGUGUCCCCCGUGGGUGGCGGGGGCGGCAUGGACCAGCCGCGGCAGCUGCCGUUCAACCAGACCUACAACUCGGUGGACGCGUCGCUCUGCUCGCCGGGCGGCGUCAUGGGCUACGUCAACAUGCACCAGGCGAUGCGGUGGGAGGAGAUGACGAGCGGCCUCGAGGUCUUCUCGCACGCCGACGCCAUGGGUCCCGGCAUGUGGACCGUCGCGGCCCGGGCGGGCUGGUCGUACGACCAGCCGCAGCCGCAGGCGAUGACUGGUAUAUCGUACUACGCGCCGCAUUUUUGA